AUGGACGGACACUUGCAUGGCCACCGCCACCAUCACCGCCGUGAACUCGGUGCGAGAAUUGCUUCGAGGCCGGUCGAAAGAGCUCCCAGCACGCUCGAGAGCCCCAGUGUGGUGGAAAGAUCUUUGGCAUCAGACAAUAUUGCGUCACGUCUCUUCCGGAGGGCAGAUUGCGCGGAUGGCGACACCUCAUCGGCUUGCGAGAAGCCCAUGUCCGGUUCAUCACUGACUGUUCCCAUCACCCUAGCCGUAGUGAUACCGCUGAUUCUGGCCUUCUUUGUGCUGAUCUAUCUUCAUCGGCGAACCAAGAAGCUACAAAAGCAGGAGGAUCAUGACGAGCGGUACAAAUCCAUGGAUUUUGGUAUGGGCGACGGUAUUCCCGGCAAGAAUGGCAAGAGAAAGAGCAAGUUGUUUGGUGGAGAGAAGGAAAGCGGUCACACGAAAGGCAUGUCGAUGGACAUGAACUUGUCCAGCCCCUACCUGCUUCCCCCGGCUAUGCAACAAUCUCGGGAAUCUUUCAACUCUCUGGCAAAGACUUUGCAUCAGAGCGAGGACCCUUACCGCCAUGUCGAUUCUUUCAUCAGCGAUGGUGCUUCUUUGCGAUCUUUCCCCAAGGGUGGCGAUCGUCGGGCCUCUGUCAUCACCAGCCAGAGUGGCCUCGACUCGCCCAGAGCCCAGUCGAUGCGUGGCUUGCCCCCGCGCCAGAACUCCCUGCCGACCGCACACCAGCCUCGCGUCCCUGCUCCUAUCAAGGAAUCGAUGGUACCGGAAGUUCAUGAAGUCCCCACCCCUCACCAUGCCGAAGAGGCCAAGGCCGAGUUCCGUUUCACCGAAGAGGUGACCACUCCGCCUCACGUCGGAGGAGAGCACGUCGAUAUGCCUGCCAUGCCGCUUGUUCACGAACCUGAGGAGCAACACCAUGACUUUGCCCAAAAAGCUCGCCCUGAAUCGUAUGAGUCGAUCAAGCCCGAAAAGCCCGUCAUUGCAGGUAACCGAGACUCUGAGCUUGGCCUGGGUAUUAUGGCGCCACAGUCGGCCGAAGUGGUAGACGAGACACCUGCCAGCCUUCGUCCGGGUAAGCCUGCUAGGGUGGUCUCUGAUGUUCCUUCUGAGUACUCGGACUAUGUCAACAUUGUUGAAGACCAUGAUGCUGAAGAUGAUCACGUCAAAGAGCAACAGGUGACGGCCCCUGCUCCUGUGCAGCCGCAACCUCAGUCCGCCGGUCUCGCAGUUCCUGGAAACAAGAGCAACCGUCUUUCAGUCGGAUUCCGCCCCUUGCCUCCAAGUGACUAUCUCGAGUCGGAAGAUCCCGAAUUCAGAGCCAACCGUAUUCGAUCCUUCUACAAGGAGUACUUUGAGGACGGCAGCGCACCAAGACCUCCCAUGCCCCAGCCCCACGCAGCUCAGUACUACGACCAGUCGCAAGACGCAGGUUACCUUGGAGACGCAGCCUACUUCGACCCUGAAUCCAAUGCCUUCGUCAUGCCCUAUGCUGAGCCAGUCACUCGACGUGCCAUGACACCGCCUCCGAGCAACAGGAGACCGAUGCCCGGACCUAGCGGACGAGGCCCACCUCGGGGUAUGGGACCAGGUGGCCCAGGACCGCGCCCCCGUGCCGGCUCCGUCAUGUCUGGCCGUCACCUGCCCCCUAUGAGCCCGCGGCCAGGUUCCUCUGCCUCGGCACGCAUGGGUGGUCGAUCGCCCGGACCCAGGAAGCCCAUGCCUCCGCCGGCAGCAUUGACAACUCUUCCCACUCCGGCCAUGCUCAAGGACGAAAGCUUCAUGAUCAUGAAUCCUCUUGACUUUGCACCUCCGCCCACAUACAAGGACCAAGCCACCGGUCGCUCCCAAAGCCCCAUGGGAGAGCGCCGUCCUUACCACCUCGGCGUGCCCGUUUCCUCGCCCCUGGUGAGCUCGUUUGACGACAUUCCGGCUUUGCCCAGCCCUCACGCCAUGCGCAAGUCUGGCACAUUUACUGCCCUUGACUUUGCACCUCCUCGCAAGUUCAAGGAUCCCGAGAACAUGAGCGAUGCUGGCAGCGUACGCAGCAUGGGCAGUGGUAUCUCUGCCAGAACAAACAAUGCCCUCCGUAACGGUGCUGGACGUGUGAGUCGUCUGCCUGAGGACCAGGUCUUCACUCAAGCACUCUCUGGAGGCCAGCUCAAGCCGAAAUGGGGAAUGCGCGACUAG
Molecule: messenger RNA, 2187 nt
Organism: Pestalotiopsis fici W106-1
Lineage: Eukaryota; Fungi; Ascomycota; Sordariomycetes; Amphisphaeriales; Sporocadaceae
Exons: 3
Coding region: 1-2187 (728 amino acids)
Source: RefSeq, a predicted model, not a curated record